CUUUUUCCUAUUGCCUGUUUCGAUUGUCACGCUGAACAUGAACGUGAGCGAUAAGAGCAACAACGACUUGCUAUUCAUCAACUUCAACCAGGAUUACAGUUGUAUAUCCGUAGGCACCAAGCGGGGUCACAGGAUAUACAACUGUGACCCUUUCAACAACUGCUACUCGAAAUCUGAGGGUGGAACAGGGAUCAUUGAAAUGCUUUUCUGCACCUCGCUCGUUGCCCUGGUAGGAGCUGGCGAACAUCCAGGUUUCUCGCCAAGGCAUUUACAGAUUAUCAACACCAAGCGACAAUCGACAAUUUGUGAACUUACAUUUCCAACAUCCAUCCUUGCUGUGAAAAUGAACCGUCGACGACUUAUCGUAGUCCUUGAAGAACAAAUUUUCGUUUACGAUAUCAGCAAUAUGAAGCUUUUACACACUAUUGAUACGAGCCCCAACCCUUCAGCAAUCUGUGCCCUGUCACCAUCGAGUGAAAACUGCUACUUGGCUUACCCGUCCCGAUCUUCCACCACUUCUCCGUUUGGCGGUAGCCAUCAAGCCGCGCAACCAUACUAUGCAACCGGUGAUGUGGAAAUAUUUGAUACCCUGUCUUUGCAGCUUGUGAAUAUCGUGCAAGCCCACAAGACCCCAGUGAGCGCCAUCACCAUGAAUUCGGAAGGAACCAUGCUGGCGACCGCGAGUGAAAAGGGCACUGUGAUACGUGUUUUCUCGGUGCCGGACGCCAACAAACUGUACCAGUUCCGUCGGGGCUCGUAUCCUGCCAAGAUUUAUUCCAUGUCGUUCAACUUGGUGAGCACAUUACUGUGCGUAUCCAGCGAUACCGAGACCGUCCACAUCUUCAGAUUGACAUCAAGCGCGGGUUCAGGCGCCAGUGGCAGCAAUGGUUACGUGAGUGGAGCGAACAACUAUGACAGGCAUGGUAACGAUGUCCGAAGUCGGAGUUCGAGUGUAGGUCAAACCCUACGUCGAUCCUCCUUGUUGGGUCGUAACUUAGCCGGUAGCGUAGGCUCAUACUUGCCGGAAAUGUUUACUGAGAUGUGGGAACCUACCAGAGACUUUGCAUCGCUAAAAUUACCCAGUGCUGGUGUACGCAGUCUUGUUGCUCUCAGCAGCACCACACCGCAAGUCAUGGUCGUUACUUCGGAAGGAUACUUUUAUCAGUACAAUAUCGAUCUCGAAAACGGAGGUGAAUGUGUUCUUCUUAAACAAAACAGUCUACUUGAACCUAUUGAACAUGAUGUCAAUAAUCAAAUGGGAGAAUAGUUACUCGAACAUUUUCUUCUUUUCUUUAUUCUCCUCUUUUUCUUUUGACAUCCAAUAUCAUCCACUCGUUGCAGACAUUUUAUAUGCAUAUUACAACUUUUUCGUUCGCGAUACCCUGCUGUUUCCAUCGUUGCUAAUAAACCAGAACAGACUAAUGCCGCUCGCAUC
This is a messenger RNA of Radiomyces spectabilis, 1435 nucleotides long. Its product is annotated as WD40-repeat-containing domain protein. The record is from RefSeq and is a predicted model, not a curated record. Bases 38 to 1267 code for a protein of 409 amino acids. Lineage: Eukaryota; Fungi; Mucoromycota; Mucoromycetes; Mucorales; Radiomycetaceae. Gene Ontology annotation, cellular component: fungal-type vacuole membrane; cytosol; extrinsic component of membrane. The transcript has 8 exons. Gene Ontology annotation, biological process: protein localization to phagophore assembly site; autophagy of mitochondrion; nucleophagy. Gene Ontology annotation, molecular function: phosphatidylinositol-3,5-bisphosphate binding; protein binding; phosphatidylinositol-3-phosphate binding.